AUGGCUCCAGCACCUUCCGAUCGCCCAUCAACCUCCCCCGUUACUGCCAAAGCACCACCUACCGGGCCAAAAGCCAGUCGAGGACCUGUCGUCAAUGGUCACGCGCCGCCGGCCAGCAUACCGGAGAAGCGCAAGCCUUUCUCUAUUGCCUUCCCUACAAAUGCCGCAGCUGGACCAAGCAGGCCGCAGAAUGGGCAACUCCGUCCAUCAGUGCCAGCGGGGCCUGCUCGCGGUCUGCCUCCGAAUGCAUUCGGGCAGUACUCGGGCCAGCAGAAUGGGCAUCAACAGCGGUACCAGUCUGGUGGGCAGCCGGCGUACACUCAGCAGCGCCCGCAUGCCGCGCAUCCGCUGAACGGCUCACUUCCACACCACACACAGCCAAAUGGAUCCCGUCAACCUCCGGCCGGUCCGUCACGCUCGGUCCCUCCACCACCACCAUCAGAGCCGCCCCCACCACCUCCAUCUGCGAAGGAACCCCCUCCGCCGGCACGAGCAGCACAUUCACCCGAUACCCCUCCCCACCUCGCACGCAAACCUCCACCUCCGAUAGCCACUCCAGCUCGGAUUCCUGCGGACGACCCACCUCAGACACCACCCAUCGUCCCAGACUACCAGUCCAAAUGGCUGCCUUCGGAGAAGGCCGUACGAGCCCCGGUCAAGAUCAGCCUCUCUACCUUGCCUAUGGCCAAGCUCCCUCCACGCGUAAAGCCCAGCUCCAAGUUGGAGGCGGUCGAAUUGCGCUUGGAGACGGGGCGAGUCUUUGUGAUGGCUUCACCUCCGCGCAAGGGCGAGUCAGCGCGUCCACAUUCUCCAAAUGGCCAUUCUCCACCUCCUCCCCCACCAUCGGCUCGUCCACCAUCCCCUCCACUACGGAAAUCGCCGCCUCCCUCUCCACCUCGCGGAGCUCCACCUGCCCCUCCACCCCUCGAAGCCUCAGACAAAGACCGAGACUCGGCGAGCGUGUCUCCAACUACCUCCACCUCGCGACCGCGGAUAAAGCGACCAGAAAAACCACCUCGGGUCAAUUGUCCGCCAACUCCUCCCCCACCACCCGUAACCAGACUUCCUACCCCACCUCCGCCUGCCCGCAAUGCGUCGUCAAUACCCUUGCCGCCACCCUACCACUUUCGAGAUUUGGCUCCGGCCCGUCCCGCAGACUCAGAAUCGGACGACGAGUCUCGCUCGUCAGAGAGGCGGACUCCUAGACGUGAUUCUCCCGAGGAGUCUCCUCCUCGCCUAGUAUCUCCACCCCGGAGAAGGCGGACACCGACGCCAGAGCCGGCGAAGGAGCCGGAGUGGACGCCUCCGGCGUGUUUCCACAACAGGGAGGCGGGUAGUUUUUUGAAGACUUUUGCGACAGAGGGGAAGGCAGAGGCGGUACGAAAGGAUGGGAAGGAAAAGGAAGGCUUCAUGAAGGUGGUCGACCCACGGCUAUUGGAGGUGCCAAAGGCAAAGCGGCCAAGACUGUUCUCUGAACUCCAAUGGGACUGGCAGGACGAUGUUUCCGUCGGCAAGAAACCCCUCUCUCCACCUACAGCGGUCCUCAUCACUCAGCUGAACCCGCUCACCACUGCCGACCAGAUCAAGACCAUGAUUCGACAGUACGGGACGAUACGCAAUUUCGACAACAAGGUGCACCCAAAGACCGGAAUGCAGAUGGGAAUAUGCUGGAUCCAGUUUGACGAGCCCAAGAAGCAAGCGGGGAAACUCUCGACAGCGUACGAUGUCGCGGUCAACUUUGUCAAGGCCUGCGACGGGAUGAGGGUCGGGAGGCAGCCGGACGAGCGGAUCAAGGUUGUGCUGGAUGGAAGAGGCGAAAGGGCGAUACAGGCGGUCAAGGAGGCAACCGCGCCAAGAGAGACGCGGGAGAAGCCAGGUAUGGUGGUGUCCAAUCCACCUCCGGUCAAAGCUCCAAUCGCAGCUCCCCCAGCGGCGGCACCAGCGGCAACGGCUACCCCAAAGCUUCCGGCGAUACCCACACCGGUGUCCCGACCGGUAUCCACUCCCGUCAGCGGCCACGCCACGCCAAUGGUUACCGCCAAUGCUGGUGAGGAGCGCAAGCUCCCUAUUGCUGUACCCCUCACCGGGAGAGUAUACGGCUUGCCGAAUCGUCCGACUCAACCGUCGUCAUUCGCUCCGCGGGUUGCUCAACCCGUCCCUCCUCCCCGUCCGGCGGUUCGCGAUACCUACCAGCCCCCUUCUGGUAGGAGCUCGACUUACCCCACUUCCUAUCCCGCACGACCCCCCACCAAUCCCCCUAUCAACGGCUCGGCGUAUCCCUCUACCUAUGCUGCGGCUCACACCAACACCUAUCAGCAAGCACCAUCUCGGCCAUCGACAUCGCAACAACUCCCUUCAUCCUUCACCGAGGCGCCGUUCGGUCUUCCGAGAAGGCGCAGAGAUAGUAGCAGUAAGAGGGAAAGUGGGAAUGGGCGGUACAGCAGGGAUAGGGGGCGAGGUUAUAGCAGGGACAGCAGGGACAGAAGUACCAGCAGAGACCGCGGACGCAAAGCCGACCACUACAUUGCUUCCCGCUCGUCUUCCUACUCUCGAUCCCCAUCCCGCUCGCGUUCUCCCCGGCGUCGUCCUCUGCCCCGCAGACCUCGAGACCGCCGCCAUCCUAGCGACUGCUCGACGUGCGAUUCGGACUCCGAUUCGGAUUCGGACAUGCGGGGGAGGCGAAAGUUGGCUCCCAAGUCCAAGGGGAAAUCUGCAGCUCAGCAGAAGGAGAUGGAGAGGACCAAGGCGGCGCUGGAGGCGAAUGGCAAACCGGCGCUGUAUGUCGUGGGGCCGAACCUCGCGAAGGCUCAGGCCAGCGAGGAGGAUCUCAAAGACCACUUUAAGAAGUUCAAGCCUGAAUCUAUCCUGAGCUCUGGCGAUGGCUUUUACGUCCUCUUCACCGAGUUCUCGGGCGCCAAAGACGCCACAUUCCUCGACAAAACGGUCUGGCGAGGCUGCAAGCUCAGCUUGACGGUCAAAUCGGAUCACGUCAAAGCUCUCCCCAACGACGCUACGGGCAUGGACAAGUCCAUGGCGGCCGCAGGUAAGAUGAGCUGGCAGAUGAUGACGAUUGGGAAGCGGAAGGUAGCGCAGCCUGCCAAGCCUGUCCCGGUGGUGGCUAUUCCCAAGAGGGCUCCGCCAGCGCGGAAGAAGGUGGAGACGGACUCGGAGGAGGAGCGGCCAGUAUCGCGAUCGAAAGGCAGGGCGCGGGCGUACACCUCGUCCAGCAGCGACCUGUCGGAAGAGGAGGAGAAGGCCGUCAAGCCUAAACCCAAGUCUACGCCCAAAACCACGCCCAAACGCGCCAGGCCUACCGUUUCUACCGCGGAUACCCCUAUACGUACCCCGUCGCCAUCCCCGCCCCCACCCGUCAUCGAAGAGGUCGUCGAGGAAGUCGUCGAGGAGGAAGAGGCGGUACUGGCGCCCAAAGCGCAGGCUGGGAAGAAGCGAGCAGGGACGGCCAAGACCUCCAAGAAGGGCAAAAAGGCUCGGAUCGAGUCGCCUGCUCCCCUCGUCGAGGCUCCUCCGCCUCCAGAGCCCGAGGUCGCCGAGAUUACCAUUGCUCCGAAGAAGCAGCCAGCGUCCAAAAAGGCCAAGGUCAAAAAGGUCCCAGCUGGACCGCUGGACAAGCUGGUCGCGGACGGACUCGUCGAGGACGAGGAGGACGCGUACUUCUUGUCCCAAGUCCUCGAGGAGGCGCCGGAGCCCGAGCCAUCGGACGAAUCCGACGAGGAGGCGGACCUUCUUCCCGAGGGACACCCACUGUUCCACUCUUCCGGCUCUUGGCGAGCCCAAGGGGUCCGCAAGGUCCCUCACGCCCCCAAAUCCGCGUACCUACCCCAGCGAAACCGAGCCCAAGCUGCAGCGGAGGCCACAGCCGCCUCCGCCAACGGCCCCGGCCUCACCACCGGCCGGACCGCCCGUGUCACCGGUCGUCGUCUUGCCCUUGAUAUGGAAACCCAUCGCAAGACCACCAUCAACACGGCCGAGUCGGAUCUCUUUGCCUUCAACCAGCUCCGGAUCCGGAAGAAGCAGCUCCGGUUCGCACGGUCCGCGAUUGAGGGGUAUGGGCUGUAUGCGAUGGAGACGAUCCAGACGGGCGAGAUGGUGUGCGAGUAUGUGGGCGAGCUGAUCAGGUCGGUAGUCGCCGACUUGAGAGAAGCCAAGUAUACCAAGCAGGGGAUAGGGAGCAGUUAUCUCUUCAGGAUAGACGGGGAUGUCGUGUGUGAUGCGACGUUCAGGGGGAGCGUUAGUCGUCUGAUCAAUCACUCGUGUGAUCCCUCGGCAUCAGCCAAGAUCAUCUCCAUCAACGGCCAAUCCAAGAUCGUCAUCUAUGCUAAACGCCAAUUAUCCCCAGGCGAGGAGAUACUGUACGACUACAAGUUCCCGCUCGAGUCAGAUCCAGCGCUGAGGGUGCCGUGUCUGUGCGGAUCAAAGAUAUGUCGGGGGUUCCUGAAUUAG
Molecule: messenger RNA, 4461 nt
Organism: Dioszegia hungarica
Lineage: Eukaryota; Fungi; Basidiomycota; Tremellomycetes; Tremellales; Bulleribasidiaceae
Exons: 5
Coding region: 1-4461 (1486 amino acids)
Cellular component (GO): Set1C/COMPASS complex
Molecular function (GO): nucleic acid binding; histone H3K4 methyltransferase activity; protein binding
Source: RefSeq, a predicted model, not a curated record